AUGAACGUGUGGUUUGCGAUUACUCUGUUACUUCCAAAUGUGGGAAACGGGAUGCCCUGGAGACCCUCCCUGGGUCCACCCCCGAGGCCCCCGGGUCCCCCGGUAGCCGUCAUGACAGACGUUAUAAACGACCUAGGUGUUAGCCUCCUGGAUUGCUACAUGGAGCAACCGGGUAACAUUGCCUUCUCCCCAACGGGACUGGCGUUCGUCCUGACGGCCUUGUACGAGGGUUCAGCGGGUCGCACAUCGAGACAAAUAGCCCAAGUAUUAGCACUGCCCCGGGACCGUCGUGUCACCGAGAUUGGACUCCGUGACAUUCACCGUAGGCUGCGAAGCUACCUAAACGCCGACGCCUUUCUCGGUGGCCUCACUCUGAAUCGCGACGAUAUCGUAUUAAGACCGGAGUACGAGGACACCCUGAGGUUUUACGGUUUUGACGUGGGUGAUCAGAAUAAUACGACUGAGACUGGGAAUGUCACUACUGUUAUGACGACGGCAGCAGUUGCGGGGCAGAUGAGCGAUGACGGAAGUACAACCCCUGGACCGAUGCUGAUGGCAGGAGUAACAGACUCGACGGCUUCGACGUCAUCUCAGAUGAUGGUGACAGCGCCGAUGCCCGCGGUGACGUCUAAUGCGACCGCUUCCGUGGACUUGACCACCAAUCCCAUGGCGGAAUCGAUCACAACAAGUCCUGGAACUGCUUCCGGGAUGUCUGAUGGUACCGUAAACGCGAUGAUCGCUGCCAUCUCCUCUGUCAAUGGGACCGCGGGGUCCCUGACGACAGCAUCCACGGCUUCAACUGCUGUAAAUAUGGAAAGUAGCAGUGAUUCUACGACGAAUAGUACUGGGGCUGUUAAUGCUGCUACUGUGACCCCUGCCAGCACUGUUCCUGUGGGUUCGACUCCUUCAGGUGCAUUGGGCAAUGAUUCUGGGAUGAAUAACUCUCAAAUAGUCGUAAACGUGACGGACACAACAACAACUGUCGUCACAGUAGCGAGUGGACAGGGCAUGAAUAAUUCAGCUGGAAAUAAUUCUGAUGCUGGUAAUGCACGAUCUGUUGGCGGAACGAGUACCAGUAAUUUGAAUAGCACGGGUAAUUCGACGAUCAAUGACACUGAGGGGAGUUCAGGUAAUUCAACCGUUGAAAUUGUGACAGAAGCCUUCGCGCUUGUUGAUGGGAAUGAGGGGAUGAAUCAGUCGAUGGGAAUGGUCACUAAUGAUGAGAAUAGAAUUAGGAAGAGGAGCAUUGGACAUCAGAGGUUUACGAAUUAUCCAGGAGACGGCAUUUGGAUUGACGACGCGAACGGAUGGCUCGGGUACAAUCCCUCGGGAACGUUGGACGACUCGAUUAUUAACGAGGAUAUGACGGAUCUGCAGUUUCUCGUCAACGGGUGUGAUCCGUCGACAAUAUCCACUGCCACUUAUACAGCUGCUCUGCCCUUCGCCUACAUUCCCUCUCUCCGGGCAUUCGGUGUUGAAUUUCCACUCGAUGAUCCAAGAUACAAUGUGAUCCUGCUAGUCCCCACCGAAGGAGUCACCAGUCGACUUCUGGUGAGGCUUCUCCACGGGAAGACUCUGAGGCACAUCAGGGCGUCGAUGAGGCCCACGUGGGUCAGAGCUACGAUUCCCUCCUUCAUGCUCCGAGGCUUCAUCACACUGACCCCUUACCUCCAAAAACUAGGGAUUCGAGAUGCGUUCGAGCCGAGAGCCGCGGAUUUGACCCCCAUGAGCCCAGACCUGGGGAUCUACGCGAGGGACGUGCAGCAGAGUAUCGGCGUAAACAUCAGAAACUACAUGAGAGAUAGAAACGAUAGCACAACCACCUCCACCAGAAGUCCUUAUCAACGGCCAGAGAAUUAUCUGCAUACCAGGGAACCAAUUCCAUUCACUGUCGAUCGUCCCUUUCUAUUUUUUAUUGUUGACACUGAGACCUCUGUGGCACUCAUCGCGGGGAGAAUCGAUGAUCCCCUCAACUCCAGGAUCGUCUGAGUGCCAGGAAGGCAUGGGGGCGGGAGAAGGGGGUGAAUGAAUAAAAAAUUAUUUGUAUACAAAAAAGGGGAAUCGAGGAGGCAAGACACCGGCUACCUCGUGGUAUUCAUCAGGGAGAUGUAUUCUUUCGUCACAAUUCGCGGAAAUUAUCCUUUUCUCUUUUGUUCACUAGCUUUGGCGUUCAUUCGCGUUUUUUCUUUUCAUUCGCUGCAACAAACUCAUUCAUUCGAAUACACUCUCAGAGACACGAAAAUAAAGAA
Molecule: messenger RNA, 2249 nt
Organism: Diachasma alloeum
Lineage: Eukaryota; Metazoa; Arthropoda; Insecta; Hymenoptera; Braconidae
Exons: 7
Coding region: 1-1989 (662 amino acids)
Molecular function (GO): serine-type endopeptidase inhibitor activity
Source: RefSeq, a predicted model, not a curated record